This is a messenger RNA of Hydractinia symbiolongicarpus, 4160 nucleotides long. RefSeq lists its product as uncharacterized. NCBI's taxonomy places the organism in Eukaryota, Metazoa, Cnidaria, Hydrozoa, Anthoathecata, Hydractiniidae. The transcript has 6 exons. Bases 3642 to 3998 code for a protein of 118 amino acids. The record is from RefSeq and is a predicted model, not a curated record.
UCACAAUUGCAGACCUGUAAGUACGCGUUUGUUAUCACGAUUGCGGACCUGUAAGUACGCCUUUGUUAUCACGAUUGCAGACCUGUAAGUACGCGUGUGUUAUCACGAUUGCAAACCUGUAGAUACGGGUUUGUUAUCACGAUUGCAGACCUGUAAGUACGCGCUUGUUAUCACGAUUGCAGACCUGUAAGUACGCGUUUGUUAGUAAGAUUGAACUAUAUUUACUGUGACUUCACUAGGAUUAAAGUUUCAUAAUUUUGCUUUUAACUUGGCAGUCAAAGUAGACCCUAAACCUGUGGAUUUAAAAAUGUUUUAUUUUAUUGUGAACAAGAACAUGGUGAAAAGUUAUGGAAACAACAGUGCAAAUGUGAUAUAUUAAGUAAACACGCAUAUUAGUUUUACUGCACAGUUCUAUGUUGACUGCGAUGGGAAGCUAAUUUUAGAUUUAAUCAUAACAAAUAUAUUUAAAAAAAGAUUUGACUAUUUGAGUAAAAUGUUAUAUCUGACGUCAUUAGACUGGCGAGUGGUGUUUUUGUCUUUGUUAUUUUCAACGGUCUUUAACUAUAACGAGUAAGAAUAUAUGUAAUAAGUGUCAGCGGUGACCACGUAUUAUAAGCGCAAUGGAAACUGCACAUUAUUCGUAAACAACACUGCAUUUUUUUUGUGGAAUACACGAUUUUUUUGUGAGCAACAUAUGAUUUUGGUCAGAUCUCAAGUUUCAUAUCUUUAGCCAAUAUCUAGAUCGGAUGCUGCGUGCGUUUCUUUUAGAAUAACGUGUAUUUUUUCAAACACUGUACAAUUCGUAUAUGACACUCUAAUUCAGGCUCAACCUGGUGCACUUCUUAUAUGAAACUGUUUUUCUUGAAACACUGUACUUCUUUUUCAAAGCUGCACAUUUUUUAUACACAUUUCUUAUACACGCUUCUGAUUAUGGCACUGUACGUUUCUAUGGAACACUGCACACACCUUUUGCAACAUUUCACACUUAUCAAACACUGGAAUCUUCUUAUACAAAACUCCGCAUUUCUUUCCAAACGCUGAUCUGUGCCUUGUCAAGCACUGCUUACUUUUUGUACAACAGCGCACGUCUUAUGUAUCACUGUGAACUUCUUUUACAAUACUGCACAUCUUUUGAAGCACUACGCAUUUCUUUUUUAACACUAUACACUUUUUAAACAUCACUGUGUUCAUCUUAAAAACAUUUGACACUUAUAUAAAACACUCUCACCUUCUUAUACAAUAUGGCACACUUCUUUUACAACGCUGUGCUUCCUUACUAACACUGCAUACUUCUACAACACUGCUGCCCAAAUCUUAUACAACACUGCACACUAUGACACACUGCGCAUUCUUUUUGCAAAACGAAACACUUCCUGUGAGAUACUUUGCUCUUCUUAUAUAACACUACACUGCACUUCUUAUGAAACUCUGCACACUUAUGCAACACUCUGCUCUGCUGAUGCAACACACAGAAAUUAAACAUUAAUGCGUCCUACUUUUGAGACACUUCCAUAUUUCUUACAUAACACUGCACACUUCUUAUUCAACACUGCACACUUCUUAUACAACACUACACACUUCUUUUACAACACUGUACACUUCUUAUACAACACUACACACUUCUUAUACAACACUACACACUUCUUUUACAACACUGUACACUUCUUAUACAACACUACACACUUCUUAUACAACACUACACACUUCUUAUACAACACUGCGCACUUCUUAUACAACGCUGUGCACUUUUUUUAUACAGCACUGCACACUUCUUAUACAACGCUGUGCACUUUUUUAUACAACACUUCACACUUCUUAUACAACACUGCGCACUUCUUAUACAACGCUAGCACACUUCUUAUACAACACUGCGCACUCCUUAUACAACACUGCACAACUCUCAUACAACACUUUACAAUUCUUAUACAACACUGCACAACUCUUAUACAACACUGCACAACUCUUAUACAACACUGUACAAUUCUUAUACAAUACUAGCACACUUAUACAUUGCUGCACAACUCUUAUACAACACUGCACACUUCUUAUACACCACUGCAUACUACUUACGUAGAAUUGUACACUUCUUAUACAAUACUGUGCAUUUCUGAUUAAGCACUGCAUUCUUCUUAUAUAACACGCUGCUCUCCUUAUACAACACUGAGUUUUUAUACAAACAAGCACUUUUUAUCAAUACUGUGCACUAUUUUUACAACGCUGUACACUUCCUAUACAACACUGUGCACGUCUUACGUAACACUGCACUUUUUAUACAACACUGUUAUUUCUUCUGCAACUGUGCGCACUUCUUAUGAAACACUAGACUCCUCUGAAACAUGACUGUGUACAUCGUAUAAAACACUGGAUACUUCUUCUACAACACUAUAAUAUUUAUGGGAAACUGUACACUUUCUAUAAAACAUCGUGCAACGCUCUGCACUUUUUAUUAAAAACUGUACAAUACUUAUACUACACUGCGUACAUCUUGUACAACACUGCACAUAAGAUCCAACAGAUCUGAGAUCUCUAAUAAAAGAGAAGUUACCACUUGUCUUAAAUAUUUACGGCGUUAUGCUCUAUGACGUUAAAGAUUAAAAUUGAUGACUUCAAUAAGGUGAAAUGUAUGAAAUGCGUUUUUGAUUCUCCAUAAUAAUAGACCUUGUUUUAUUCAAAGUUGCAACUUUGUGCCAAGGAUGCACGAAAUAUAAAUGUUGGAAAUAUGCACAAUGUGUAAAAACUGAUAAUGUACGACAGGCAAAUCCGUGAAUUUUUCCACGGGUUACCAACUAGUCUGUAGUAAUAACCGUAUUUUAUCUGUCUGUUUAUUAAAAAAAACAGGCACUAAAAAGAAAUACGAUACAUAGGCGCAUUUCUGGAGGUUUUGUUGUCAAUUUAACUUCACAGCAACACAUGAAAAUAACUAGUUUAAAUCCGAAUUUUGAGUUUCAUACUUUUGCCUUCGAACAGAGCGAAAUGGAAAUCUCUUAAUUUCAAUUUUCACUAUUGUGUCAGAAAGAAAGAGAAAUCGAAUUAAUUAGCUAUUGAGUUGAAUUCAAUUUAAUUUUCACUUCGAACAGGAAAAAACAAAACAUAAUAGAGUCACGUGUUCAGAAAAUGUAUUCUCGCAUGCACAGAGAAAUUUCAUUUCCGAUCUUACCCGUCCGUGGCAAAACAUAUUGAAGUGGAAAUGUGUCUUAAGUUGGUUAUACAAAUGUUAAUGGUGAUUAUGGUUUGAAAUGAGCAUGAUGUUACAUUACGUUUUUCUUUUAGGGGCAAUAUUUAAAGCAGAAGUCAAAACCAGGAAGUAAAGGAGACUGUUGCAAGUGCGAAAAACUACCCUGACACGGAAAUGCGCCGUUGGAUCAGCUAAACGUUGUAUUCAAAGAGCUGACCCUAGAAACCCAGAGACAAAGAUAUGGCGUAUACAUGAAAAAAAAGUGUUCGUAAAAUGUUUGUUCAAAAGAGAAGGGAAAAUAUACCGAAUGUGAUCGCAUGGUUUGUGAUGUUUGUGUUGUUAGUUUGUAAGUAAACCUAGCCAUGCGGGAAAGCACCGCAUUUUUGACGUUCCUGCUUUGUUAGAAGAGUUUCUAUUUCACUUAUGGUUUUAUAAUGGUUUUGCGAAAGUGGAAUGCUUUCUCAGCAUGGAUGCGAAGCUAUACCUCCUGUGUAUUUUACUGUCCAUAUCUUUUAUAAUGGCAGCUCCUUUAAAUCCUCUACCAAAGUUGGCGUCAAGAGCGUGGCCUUGUUUUGAUCAGAAUAGCGUACCAAAAAAGCCUAACGAUGGACCAUGGGAUCCUGAUAAAUGUCAUAAAGCGCAAUGUAUUGGAAUAGGGAUUCUCAUGCUUCGGGUCUGUUUUAUACCAGGAAUAACUUGUGGACCAGGAAUGUAUUUAAAACAAAAAGCAGAACCUGGUAGUCCAACAGAUUGUUGUAAAUGUGAAAAACGUAAGUUGAAACACACGAAAGGAAAUUUUAAGUUUUUAAAAGCAUGUUUUUAAUACUACUUUAACUUAAACAAAGUUUUCCGACGCGUUUUGGGUGUCAACAUCCAUUUCCAAGUUACAACUGAAUUAAUAAACUACAGCGCAAGAAUAUAAACAUGAUAAAAUAUAUGGUUAGAUUCUAUCGCUGUUAUUUUUUAAUUCAGUUGUAGCUUGAUA